Heterostelium album PN500 is the source of this 996-nucleotide messenger RNA. RefSeq names its product paramecium surface antigen repeat-containing protein. The record is from RefSeq and is a predicted model, not a curated record. The transcript is spliced from 5 exons. Lineage: Eukaryota; Evosea; Eumycetozoa; Acytosteliales; Acytosteliaceae. The coding region runs from base 1 to 996 and encodes 331 amino acids.
AUGAUAUAUCCUGUUUAUAUCCAGGAAUGUUAUAUUAAUGUUCAUACAGAUGAUAAUUGUUAUCCAAAUAAUGGCGAUAGAUAUGAUAACAAAUGUGAUAUUUGGUCAAAUUGUAAACUUCCACCUGGAAAAACAUGUGAUUUGAUUGUUGAUAAACAUAACAAUAUAACUUGUAAAGAAUUAAAGUGUUUAAAGGCAUUGGAUGUAGGAGAACCAUGCAAUGCUAAUACCGAUAAAUGUCUACCUGGUUUAUAUUGUAAAGAUGCAACUUGUAGAUAUUUUAAAUCUAGAUUAUUAGGAUCAUCAUGUGUUAAUGAUACUGAAUGUGUUGGUGAAACAACUGUUUGUCUUGAUGGAAUCUGUCAAAAUGUCAACAAUAGAUGUAAUGUCAGUAUGGAUUGCCAAUAUGGACAAUUUUGUUCGAAUUAUACCGCCGAAGCAAUGGGAACAUGCAAAUCUAGAAUCAGUGAAGGUCCCUGUAGUGAACAAGAUGAAUGUCAAUAUCCAAAAGUAUGUGGUUUUGGUGAUAACUUGGAUAAAGUUUGUGUAGAUAGAUAUUCAAAAGGAAUCAACAAGCAUUGUUUAAAUCUUUUUGAAUGUUCUCCAGAAUAUUAUUGUCAAAAUGGAACAUGUCAAACAUUAGUAUUAUCUACAAAGCAAUGUAAAAGUAGUUGUGAUUGUGAAGUUAAUGAACAGUGUGGAUUUGACCUUACUCGCGAUAAAACUGUUUGUUGGACUAAAAGUCAAAUAUUACAAAGAAAAAUAUGUGUUCAAUGUAACAAAGAAUUGAUGAAAUGUGCAGAGAAAAAUAUGUGUGUUUAUGAAGAUGAUUUGGAAAUAACAAUGAAUGACUGUUUGUAUCAAUAUUGCUUGGAUGCUUACAAGAAAUAUACAGAUCAAUGUAUACCAUAUUCAGGAGGUCGAUCCAUCACUGGAUAUUCCAAUAACCUAUUUAUAGCAACUAUUAUAGCUUUGAUUAUUUAUCUAAUAAUAUAA